Miscanthus lutarioriparius is the source of this 915-nucleotide messenger RNA. Lineage: Eukaryota; Viridiplantae; Streptophyta; Magnoliopsida; Poales; Poaceae. The record is from the annotation of a GenBank genome assembly.
AUGCUUUGUCGGUCUUGGCUGCUCGCUCUGCACCUUUCUCGACGCCCUACACCCCUCCCUACAACACCUUCGCUGGCCGUGUCCUAUGGGAGUGGUAGUACUGUGGACUUCAUUGCAACUCAUCGUGAAAAAGAUGGACAUGUUGAAGAUUAUUGUUAUAAGAAGAAGAAGAAGGAGAAGGCUCAUUCACGCCGAGGUGGUCGUUCCUCACAGGGUUCUGAUCGUUCUACUGCUGGACCCUCUUCGAGUAGCUUGGCUGGUUCUGAGACACAGGAGAUACUUAUGUUGCUUCGUCGGCUAGCUUCCUCUGUGCCUGCUGGAGCUGCUAGUUCUGUCACCCCAGUCUCUGCACCUUUGGUUUCUGCUGCUGCCUCACAAUCUUCCACUGGGGAACCACCGUUCACUUUAGGUACUUUGCCAUGGAUUCUUGAUUCUGGUGCUUCUUUUCACAUGACCUCUAAUUGUACCAGUCUUUCUUCCAUUCGUCCUUCUUCUACUCCUAUCACUGUUCAGACCGCCGACGGUUCAACUCUCCCUGUUCUUGGACAUGGCACUCUUUUGUCCUCCUCUUUUCAUGUUCCUACUGUUUCAUAUGUCCCUAAUUUGACCAUGCAACUUAUUUCUGCUGGCAAGCUCACUGAUCAUGGUUGUCGUGUUAUUUUUGAUUCUGACUCUUGUCAUGUCCAGAUCUCAGCACGGGUCUCCUGGUUGGUACUGGCCCUCGCCGCCGUGAUUCUCGGCGUCUUUGGGAACUUGAUAACCUUCGUCUUCCUUCCGCGCCUCGCCAGCCUUGUGGGUUCUGCUUCUCUGAUCGGGCUUCUUCAUCUUUUGCUCGGUGGCAUCAUCGAUUGGGACAUUUAUGUGGUUCUUGUUAUCCACUCUUGUCCGUCGUGGUCUUUUGGGGAAUGUUUCUAG